AAACAGUCGUCGAAGCGCAAACUGGCCACCACCAAGCGUCGCGACAGCGACAUCUACUUCGUGAAGCUACCACCUGCCCCGUACACGUACAUCGAGGGCCUCGGCUACGUGUCCCGCGGGCCGAGCUUCACCUCGGGCUCCCUCGCCUUCCACCGGCCCCACUUUGUCCGGCCGCCCGUCGACUUUGUCAGCAACGGCAAACCCAUCGGCGUUUACCGGUGGACCGCCCCCGACAGCCCCGUCGUCAAACUCGACCGCGGGCCCUACCUCUUCAACGGCAAGCCACGGGGCGACGUCUUCGACGGCAACAACCGACCCAACGACCUCCUCAAGUAG
This is a messenger RNA of Copidosoma floridanum, 336 nucleotides long. RefSeq lists its product as uncharacterized. The record is from RefSeq and is a predicted model, not a curated record. Lineage: Eukaryota; Metazoa; Arthropoda; Insecta; Hymenoptera; Encyrtidae.